Rhipicephalus sanguineus (brown dog tick) is the source of this 697-nucleotide messenger RNA. RefSeq names its product synaptobrevin homolog YKT6. The record is from RefSeq and is a predicted model, not a curated record. NCBI's taxonomy places the organism in Eukaryota, Metazoa, Arthropoda, Arachnida, Ixodida, Ixodidae. The transcript has 8 exons. Gene Ontology annotation, cellular component: Golgi apparatus. Gene Ontology annotation, biological process: endoplasmic reticulum to Golgi vesicle-mediated transport. The coding region runs from base 92 to 682 and encodes 196 amino acids. Gene Ontology annotation, molecular function: SNAP receptor activity.
UCACUUCCGCCUUCCGCUCUAAAAUAGCUCGUCGAUUUGGUCUCGGGAACUUUUAUAUUUACAAGCACAAGAUCCAGGAAAAGACGUCAGUAUGGUCAAGUUAUUUCACAUAUCCGUAUUGUAUAAGCACCCAACGAAAGGCGUCAUUUUAAAAUGUGCGAGCGAAGUAUCGUCGUUCAGCUUCUUCCAGAUCGAGGUUGUUGUCGAAUUUCUCAAGUUUUCCAGCCAAAUCAUAGUGUCUCGAAGCUGUGUGGCGACACGGUCAUCUGUACGAGAGAGAGAAUAUAUGUGCCACGUCUACGUUCGCAGCGACUGCUUAGCCGGCGUUGUCGUUUCUGACCACGAAUACCCGAGCCGAGUGGCGCACACGUUACUCAACAAGGUACUGGAUGACUUCGCCUCGAAAGUUCCGGCGCAUACGUGGUCUUCUCUAGUUGAAAGCACAUGCCAGUACCAGGGCUUGGAGGCAUACCUGGCAAAGUACCAGGUGCCCACUGAAGCUGACGCAAUGACCAAAAUCCAAGCUGACCUGGAUGAAACAAAGAUCAUCUUGCACAACACCAUUGAAGCUGUCUUGGAACGUGGCGAAAAACUGGACGACCUUGUGGCAAAAUCUGAAGACCUGAGCAUGCAGUCAAAAACGUUUUACAAGACUGUGAGUGCUACUCUGGCUUACUUAUGAAAAAUUUAAGCAACC